AUGUCGAGGCCACAAUACACCCGAACGGCAUCGACGAACCUGGGCAGUGGCUCCGGUCAGCGUGUUCUGGAGGGCAAGAUCGCGCUGGUGACAGGAGCAUCGAGAGGUAUUGGGGUCGAAAUUGCACGCAAUCUGGCUAGCAAGGGUGCCAAUCUUGUCCUGAACUACACGUCCGACUCGUCUGCCCAGGCUGCCGAGGACCUCGCGAGCGGCCUGCAGGCCGAGUACGGUAUCAGAGCCAUCACUGUUCAAGCCAACAUGGGAUCGGAGACAGGACCUAAGCACGUCAUCGAAGUAGCGAUCAACCACUUCAAGCAUCCGAAGACUGGUAAAUUUCAGCUCGACAUCAUUAUCAACAAUGCUGGCGUGGCGGGCAACAACUUUGUGGAAAACGUAGAUGCGGAAGAUUUCGCCAGGCAGUACAACGUCAACGUUCGCGGGCCUCUGCUACUCUUGCAGGCUGCCAUACCCUACUUGCCACAUGACCGCUCCGGCCGUAUUGUCAGUUUGUCAUCAGUCAGUGCUUCGCUGGGAUACAAGGGUCAGUCGAUCUACGGAGGGACAAAGGCUGCGCUAGAGGCUAUGACAAGGACAUGGGCUCGUGAGUUGGCCGAGCGCGCAACCGUGAAUGCCAUCAACCCUGGGCCGGUUGCGACGGACAUGUACUGGGGCAACGACGAAAAGUUCAUUGCUCAGAACAAGCCCUUCAUCGAGACUACACCUCUUGCGGCCCCACGGAAAGGAAUCGACGAAGAGAGAAUUUACGAGGCAUCGCAGGGUGCUGGAGGACGACCAGCAUACAGUGAUGAGGUUGCAGGCGUGGUGGGUAUGCUCUGCUUGCCCGAGGCCGGGUGGACGACUGGCAGCGUAAUCUGCGCAAAUGGUGGUAUGAAGUUCAGCGUUUAA
Molecule: messenger RNA, 906 nt
Organism: Ascochyta rabiei
Lineage: Eukaryota; Fungi; Ascomycota; Dothideomycetes; Pleosporales; Didymellaceae
Exons: 2
Coding region: 1-906 (301 amino acids)
Molecular function (GO): oxidoreductase activity, acting on the CH-OH group of donors, NAD or NADP as acceptor
Source: RefSeq, a predicted model, not a curated record